AUGGAUGAAAUACCAUCUGAACCAAAUGAUAGUCAACAAAAUGGCCCAAAUUGUGAACAAUCUCAAAUGCAUUCUUUAAAUGAAGAUAAUAUUUCUCAAUCAGCAAAUAACGUAGAAACUUCCAUUAAUCAAGAUGAAAAUACUAAUAUUGGCGACAGUAAUUCAAAAACUUUCGAAUCUGUAAAAGCUGAAUCUGAGACACUAACAUCUGAUAUAAUUAUUUUAAGCAAGAAUUUUAAUGAAUUUAAGAAGACAAUGGUUUCCAAAGAUGUAGAACAAUUGUCAACUAUGGAAGAUUUUUUUAAAUCACUACAAAAAUUAACUCAUAACCAGUCUGUUUUAGAAAAUAAAUUACAUGAUGCUUUGAAGAAUCAAAUAAAUACUGAUAAUUUAGUUAAUUCCCUAAAUUACAAAUUGAGUAAUUUAACCAACAAAUUUGCCUUAUUAAAUGAAAAAAUAAAUUCUGAGGGCUUAAGUUCGAUAUUAAAUUCAAAUAAUACUACUAGUCACCAAUCUGCUGUAUCAUCUCACACACAAAUUAACGAUUCUCAUAUCUCUACAUCAUCACAUGGCCACCAUCACACCAGCUCAAAGAGAGGACCGGGUAGACCAAGAAAAGAUGGACAAAGCCCACAUGCAAGAAACAACAUCAUCAACAACAACAACAACAACAACAGUAAUAAUAUCAAUACUAGUAAUUAUUCAGAUUAUUCAAAUUCAAAAAAUUCUUUGCCAUUAGGCAAUGUUAAUACUCCAAAAUCAAAAAGAUACUUUUUUGAUCCACUUGCCAAAAAUGAUGAUUCUGCAAAUAGUUCUAAUGGGUUACAUAAUAUUAAGCAAGAACAUACACAUUCAUCUAUUACUUCAAACAAAUCUUCAUCAGGCCCACCUUCAUCGGCCCCAAUUAAAAAGAGAAGAGGUAGACCACCCAAGAAGAGAACUGUUGACACGGUGAUUAUUAACAUUAAUAACCCUGCUUCCACUGCACUAAACCAUCGUCAAUUAUUGAGUAGCACACAAGAUUCUCCGUCUGCACAAUCAAAGAAAAAUUCACAAGGAAAUCAAGACUUGACUGCUACCUCCGAAAACAAGGGUACCACUGAUGGAAAUGAAAACUCUACUAAAGAACAAUCUGUUGAAUCAACUACCGUGUCACCUUCUGCAUCAUCCGAUCCUGAUUAUAUUAAUAAUCCAAGAAGAAAUUCAACUGUAAAUAAUACUGCAACAACUAUGAAUAAUAAUUCAACUGCAAAUGAAGACACUACUUCUGGACUCGAUCAACUUGCAUCCAACAGAUCUUCUAAUAACCAACAAUCCUCCUCUGGAAAUGCGAACGAUAAUAAUAAUACUACAAAUGACUAUGAAUAUGAUUCCUCGUUAGAUGACUCUCGAAAACAAAAAGAAUUGGAUAGAAGAAGGGAUGAUCGUGAGCGAAUGUUAGUAUCACUGAAAUAUAAUGAUCGUGAUAAGGCAAAAUCAUUUAUGGAGUCAAAUAAGAAAUUAUUACAAGCAAUGAAAGAUGAAGAAAGAAGGAAAAAAAUGUCAUCAAAUGACUAUUCUUCGCCACCAAAUUCAUCAAUCCAAACAAUCUUCCCCCAUCAGCAUCACUUAUCAAAUGUUUCCUCUAUUCAUGAUGCUACUGAGAAUCAACAUUCAAUUGAUGAUAUUAACAAACAAACUUCAAAUAACAACUCAUUAGCAGUAGAGAACUCAAAUAAUCCAAAUAAUCCCAAUAGUCCCAACAUAAAUGAUACAGAUAAUUCUUCUUUGAAACGUAGAAGAUCGGAUCUUGGAGUUGAAGAUGAUAUUCAAAAUGCAAUGAAUAAACAUUUUUUAAAUUUUGAUGAUCCUUUGCAUAAGAGACCAAAUACCAACCCAACAUCUAAUGGUAGUGAACUGGAGAAUGACCAUAAUAACAACAAUACUAUGGAUGCAUCCCAUGGAACCGAACAUGAUGGAUCACAUCCAUUCUCUGAUCAAUCAAUUUCUGAUUCAUUAAAUGCCGCCACUGCAGCUGCAGCAGCAGCCGUCGCAGCAGUAAAUGGAGAUCCUGACAUGGUAUUCCAAAAUGAUGACAGUGUUGACGUGAGAACUAAUAAUGAUAACAAUGAUCCUAAUGCUGUCGAUAACCAAUGGAAUGACUCUACCCAGCAAAGCCUUUUGGAUAAGGAUGUUUCAUCCUUAAUGGAAAAUGAACUUAGCAUGAUAGGAAAGGAUAAUUUAAAUGGUACACCUAAUGACGAAAGUGCUAAUAAUAAUAAUACAACUACUUUAACAACACAUGCUAGUCAUUCAAUUCCUGAGGAUUCAUCUAUGAGCAUUAAGGUAGACAGUAAUGAUGAUCUUGACGAUAUUUCAGGUGACACACCUAUCGAACUAAUAUGUAGGUCAGGUUUCUUUUAUUUAAGAGGAGAGCCAAGAAAACCAAUCAACACUGGAAGCUAUUUGAAGUUUAAAUUUAAGCCAAAAGAAGAUGAGUUGUUACGUUCAACUCUAACUGAGGAUCUUGAUGACCAUAGAGCUGAACGUAUGAAUUCUUACGCUUUAAAAGCUGAUAUUGAAGUCGAAACAAACUUCGCAUUCAGUAUACUAAGUGGAACAACACUAACUGAAAGAUAUGUCAAUAGUUUAGAAUAUUUCUUGAUGGAGUUUAGAUGGGAGAAUAGACUUGUGGAUUUAGGUUUAAAACUACGCGAAAGUAAAAGAACGUGGCAAAGACGUAAGGCAUUAUUUACAUUAUUUGAAUUCUGGAGAGACCAAUCAAGAGAGAAGAGAGGGUUCCAUAAUUACUCAAUUUUACACGCUGUAAAGGAGAUGGAAAAUUAUCGUAUCUUUAUCAAUCGAUCCGUAUCUUGGUUUUACAAUCAUAUAACACUACUAAAAAUGAUUCUUUAUGACUUAUGUGACAAUACAGAAACUCAGUGGAGAGAAUGGAUGUAUCCAAAGAAUAAACCUAUUCCAACCAUUGGAGAAAAUGGCAUUACUACAGAAACUAUAAAUGAAGUUAUUGACAAUGCUUUAACCUUAGAUUUCUUAGAUGAUGGUACUGAAAACAAAGAAGUUAAAUCUUCUCAAAUUGCACCACCAGAAUAA
Henningerozyma blattae CBS 6284 is the source of this 3093-nucleotide messenger RNA. It is a transcript of the gene SUM1, whose product is annotated as Sum1p. Lineage: Eukaryota; Fungi; Ascomycota; Saccharomycetes; Saccharomycetales; Saccharomycetaceae. Bases 1 to 3093 code for a protein of 1030 amino acids. The transcript has a single exon. The record is from RefSeq and is a predicted model, not a curated record.